This is a messenger RNA of Sabethes cyaneus, 1153 nucleotides long. It is a transcript of the gene Nacalpha, whose product is annotated as nascent polypeptide-associated complex subunit alpha. The transcript is spliced from 3 exons. Lineage: Eukaryota; Metazoa; Arthropoda; Insecta; Diptera; Culicidae. Bases 129 to 794 code for a protein of 221 amino acids. Gene Ontology annotation, biological process: protein targeting to membrane. Gene Ontology annotation, cellular component: cytoplasm; nascent polypeptide-associated complex. The record is from RefSeq and is a predicted model, not a curated record.
AGAACCAUUUGAGCUUAAUUUCGCAGUUUCAUUAGUGGAGAAAAAGCAUUUUAUCGGACGGACAACAAUCGCGAUCGAUGUGUUGAACUUGAUCCCGCUUUGACAGCAAGAAAAGCAGCCACAACAAAAUGCCUGAGUUGACUGAAAUCACCGAAAGUACCGCUGCGUCGCUCGCAGGUGCUUCUGCACUCCCUAGCACCUCCGCCGACAACACAGAGGCAAAGCUAGAGGAUGCCCCCAGCGAUACCGAGUCCGAAGACACCAUCCCAGAGCUGGAAGAUGCAGGAACUGCUUCCGCGCAACUGUCCUCUGGUGGCAUGCCCGAUCUGGUUUCCAAGGCUAAACAGUCUCGUGGUGAGAAGAAAGCUCGCAAAAUCAUGUCCAAGCUGGGCUUGAAGCCAGUGCAAGGCGUCAACCGGGUAACGAUUCGCAAAUCAAAGAACAUCCUCUUCGUGAUAAACAACCCGGACGUGUACAAGAACCCGCACAGCGAUACCUACAUCAUUUUCGGCGAAGCAAAAAUUGAAGAUCUCUCCCAACAAGCACAGGUGGCCGCUGCCGAGAAGUUCAAGGCACCGGAAGCGACACCGGUGGCAGGAGAUGCUGCUGGCGCUACCACCUCCGUUGCACCGAUUGCCGAAGAGGAUGAGGAAGAGGUAGACGAUACCGGUCUGGACGACAAGGAUAUUGAGCUGGUCAUGCAGAACGCCAAUGUACCCCGCGCCAGAGCAACGCGAGCGCUUAAAGAUAACAACAAGGAUGUCGUCAAUGCAAUUAUGGAGCUGACAAUGUAAGGCUCCGCAGCGGCUCUGGUAGUCGAUGUUGUCGUGCUUUGAUCAGUGAUCCUUGUUCCCCUCCCCUUUUACUUUCACUCAAAUAUUCUAGUUACAAUAUACCAACACACAGUUAGACGCGAGAUAAGUUUUGUGAGUAAUGCGUAGUGCUGCACGGAAGUUAUGUCGAGUCGUCUCAGUUGCAAACGGCAAGUUUGCAACAUUCUUCGGGAUAUUUAAUAAUCGAAAAAAUAAGCUUUAGCUUGAAUAUUUGUCGCUAUUCUUACUCGAACAAAACACAGCACCCCUGCUAAGUCUCUUUCAUUGAUAUCAGUAGGAAGGAAAACUACCUUAAAAAACAAUAAAAAGCGAAAAUUGGA